AUGUCCAUGGUCAUCAUACGGGGCAGACGUGCCCAGGAAUUGCUCUUUGAUGUUUUGAGCUCUUGGGACAUAGAGGAUACUCUAGUGAGUCCCUUAAAACUUACGAAUUGGAGUAGACAAAAUCUUGCCAGGCCAUUGGAAGAAUUGUCCAAAAUCAUCACACAAAGCUUUUUCCAAUUCAGAUGA
This is a messenger RNA of Ilex paraguariensis (yerba mate), 186 nucleotides long. The record is from the annotation of a GenBank genome assembly. NCBI's taxonomy places the organism in Eukaryota, Viridiplantae, Streptophyta, Magnoliopsida, Aquifoliales, Aquifoliaceae.